Cladocopium goreaui is the source of this 2415-nucleotide messenger RNA. Lineage: Eukaryota; Dinophyceae; Suessiales; Symbiodiniaceae. The record is from the annotation of a GenBank genome assembly.
AUGAGGAGGCACAUAGCACGUGCACGCGAAGACCGCAAUAUCGCGGCCAGGGACAAGUUUGCCACGGACUACACCAAUCUUGGUAAGCCUUCUACCCCAGCUCCGAAGCCGACGGCUCCGGCUCCUACGCCAAAGGAUAGGAAGGGUGGAAAGCCGAGUGCUCCAGCACCCAAGGGCAAGCCUGGAGCUCCUGUUCUACCUUCCGGCAAUCCCAAGAGUCACGGCAAGGGGAAAGGCAAGGGUGGCAAACGAUCGAGAUCACCUUCCACACGAGAUACUUCGAAGACCUUUUGUCACUUCCACUUCAACAAGGGCAAUUGCAAGCAUGGUGACAAAUGCCAAUACAGUCACUCCCAAUAUCAUUGGGACAAGAGGAAGGACAAAGGUGGCAAGGGCAAGAACAGCAGAUCGGCUACUCCAAGGAGAUCGCAGACCCCUGGUGGAAAGAAGGAUCGACAUUGCUAUGGUUGGCUAAAGGGCGAUUGUCAGAAAGGUGACAAAUGUACCUUCAAACAUGACCCAAGCAUGAAGGGCAAGAGAGCGGCGCCUUCUACAAAGACGCCCGACGCCAAAGCUACUCCGGCAUUAGUCCGUGAGUACGAUGACGAUUUCAUCGUGAAUGCAGUGCCUAUCGAGAAGAAGAAAAAGAUGGAUGUCAAGUUCAAUGACAAGGUGGAAACCAUCGUGUAUGUGAAGCCUGAUUUUGAAGUGAUUCCUCAUGUUCCAGGACAAUAUGGUCGUCGAGACAACGUCAUGUGCAUCACUAUGCCGAUCGAGCUCAAGGACCGACGUUUCAUCAUGGACUCUGGCAGUGGUCACGAUCUUAUAUCAUCUACGAGAGUGGAUAGGAUGGACAUUGACACCUAUCAAAGUGAUCGAGUUAACUUCCACACUGCAAAUGGCAUCACAUCAACAACCACGAUGGUGGAUUUGGAUUUCGACACGUUCAAUGAUCCUGCAAGGGCUCAUGUGUUGGAGGAUACCCCAUCUGUUUUGUCAUUGGGAAAACGUUGUAUGGAGCAAGGCUACACCUUUGUAUGGCCUAGCGGGAGAGAGCCCUACAUGAUCAACUCCGAGGGUGGCAAGAUUAAGAUGGAAGACUACAGGCCAUCGUCAGACUACGAGGCCGAGUUAGUGAUGAAAGUGAAAUGGACAUCAAACUUGACAAAGAGAAAGCUGAUGAUGCUGAAGUCGUUGAUGGUCCUCCUCUACCUCCUCCUGAUGGUGAACCUCCUUAUGAUGGGCCUGAACAUCUCUAUGGGUAAACCUGGUGACGGCAUCAUCUACCUCAGCGACAUCGGCGAGCAUGUCAAGCUCGACAAACGUGGACGACCUUAUCGUGUUGGUCCAGAUGGUCGCAAAGAAGUACGAGGGUCACCAAGGCCAAAGAGCAGUUACAGUCCGGAAGAAUGGAGAGCACUAUCCGCUAAGGAGAGAGAUGUCAUCAUUCGUCGUGGAAAACUUGAAGAAGAAGCUGAGAAGCUUAAGGAGAUCAAGUGGAAAAAGGAGAGAGACAAAAAGGCCAAGGCCGAAAUCUCCGAGAAGAAGAAACAUGAUCCAAGUUCCUCCAAAGAUCCAGCCAGAGAUGAAAGUCGAAAGAAGAAGAAAAAGGAUAAUAAGAAGUCAAAGGAGAGCUCAGGCAAAGAUGGUGGAAAGGACGCUGCUGUCAAUGUGGGGACGCUCCGAGGUCGCAACCCAUGGGAACGUUCGCCGACGCCCCAUGGAGCGAGUGAUCUCGAUGACAUCAAGAAGCGUGAAAAAGAUGAAUUGGCAGGAAAGUUCAGGUUCGGCAAGACCAUUUUGAUCACAGACCUCAACUACAGGUGUCAAUCGCACUCAAGGGGAACGACAAACAUCCAGUAUGGGCUUGAUGAGCUGGGAUAUGUGGUCACGGUCAUCGACAUCAACAGCUUCAAGAGCGUGACCAGAGCCCAGAAGUUCCUCGAUGCGGUCGAACACUUGAUCAAGGACGUGAUGCCCGACAUCGCGGCCGAGGAGAACAUGACCAUCCACUUUUGGAUAUCAUUUGCAUUCCUCGUCACGGACACUCAUCCAUACCAUGUUUGGGUUGAGAGGAAUUAUGCGGAGAGACUCGCUGAAGCGAUCCGAAGGGUCGACAAGUUGGCGACAAGACCAAUCUUUGUGUCGCUCUGCAAGGAUCCAAGAUUUCAUGGUAUCCGAUCAGGCAUCCAGGACAUCGCCAUAGACUCUGCCGACAUCCUGAGAUGCGAGCACGGUGAGAUCCUCAUGAAGGCGCUGUCGCACUUUGGGAUGGUCAGAGUUCCCAGAGAUCGAGUUAAACAGAUCUUUGUUGGGAAACGUGGAAGACAAUACGGUGUCAUCCGGGAGGAGUUCACUCUGGGUGAAGGCAAUGAUGCCCAUGAACGAUUUGCAUAUCGUGUGGAGAAUUACUAG